AUGCCCACAGUGUGGCGGCGGGUACCUUGUGUGUGUCUGUCAGCUCGACUAUUGUCUCCACAGAAAAGAACCUUGGCUACAUCAAACCGUGUUCAUUUCAUGACAUCUGCACCGACUCCUUCCAUUUCUUCGUUGCCUGCACUGUAUGAGCGCACGCCAGUUUCCACGGAUGUGAAUCGUCCGUUCGUUCGCACAGCUGCUUGCCUCAUCAUUGGUGAUGAAGUGUUAAAUGGAAAGACUCACGAUAGUAACAGCAACAAGAUGGCGAAAAUGUGCUUUGAACUCGGCAUCGAGCUCAAGCGUGUGGAAGUGAUCCCUGAUGUGGUCGAGGACAUCAUGGAAGCUGUGCAGCGCAUGUCUCGUACAUAUGAUUUUGUGGUGACCAGUGGGGGUAUUGGCCCUACUCCUGACGAUAUAACAUACGAAUCGAUCGCCAAGGCGUUUGGCAAAGAGCCGCUCGAAUACGACGAUGAGACACUCCAUCGAAUGGAAAUUAGCAUUCAACACCAUUACAAAGACCUUUCAGCAACAGACGAGAUGACAAAGGCCCGAAAGCGUAUGGCUCUGUUUCCUAAAGAUUCUGAAGUAAUUUUCCCAACGGAGCAACUAUGGGUGCCUGUGGUGCGUGUCAAUGGCAAUGUGUGUAUCUUGCCAGGCAUUCCAAGCCUAUUUGAGGCACUUCUCUAUGCUACACAGCCCUAUCUGCGCUUAGAUCCCAAUGCGCCACGCCCGAUACGCACCCUCGUUGAAACCAUGUUGCCUGAAAGCGUCAUCAGCCCUCUACUCCAGCGACUCACUGCCUCAGGGAAGAAGGAGGGUAUCCGUGUAGGAUCCUAUCCCAAAUGGGGAAAGGGUGUGCACAUAUCAUUUAUCGGAUAUGACCAGUCUAUCAUCGACAAAUACGUGGAGCAGGCUAUACAUGAAACGGGUGGCGUGCGUGUGUCUAGCACCUAG
Molecule: messenger RNA, 954 nt
Organism: Malassezia restricta
Lineage: Eukaryota; Fungi; Basidiomycota; Malasseziomycetes; Malasseziales; Malasseziaceae
Product: molybdopterin binding domain protein
Exons: 2
Coding region: 1-954 (317 amino acids)
Source: RefSeq, a predicted model, not a curated record